Molecule: messenger RNA, 9935 nt
Organism: Candoia aspera
Lineage: Eukaryota; Metazoa; Chordata; Lepidosauria; Squamata; Candoiidae
Gene: SESN3
Product: sestrin 3
Exons: 10
Coding region: 63-1547 (494 amino acids)
Biological process (GO): cellular response to leucine starvation; positive regulation of macroautophagy; negative regulation of TORC1 signaling
Cellular component (GO): nucleus
Molecular function (GO): L-leucine binding; oxidoreductase activity, acting on peroxide as acceptor
Source: RefSeq, a predicted model, not a curated record
GACAAGCGGACGCUGAGCCCGCCGCCGCCGCUUCCCUCUUUCCCCCGCUCGGCCGCUGCACCAUGAACAGAGGCAGCGGCGCCACGUCGUGCCCUCCGACGGUCCCCGGCGACGGCCACAGCAGCGGGCACGGGCGCAGCGAGUGCCGCCGGGUCUGUAGCAACUGCCGGAAAGUCCUGAGGCAGGAAAAGAAAAUCAGAGUAUCUCUGCCUUUAACAAGAGGACCAAGUGCCUUUAUACCAGAGAAGGAAGUUAUGCAAGCCAAUAGUUUGAAUGAACAUAUGCAUCUGCUUGUGGAAGAAUAUUCUACGUCUGGUCGCCUAGACAACAUCACUCAGGUCAUGAGUUUACACACUCAGUACCUGGAGUCUUUUCUCCGCAGUCAAUUUUACAUGUUGCGUGUGGAUGGUCCUCUUCCUUUGCCCUACCGGCACUACAUAGCCAUCAUGGCUGCUGCCAGGCACCAGUGUUCCUACCUAAUAAAUACACACGUGGAAGAGUUCCUGAAGACUGGAGGGAUACCAGAAUGGCUGAACGGCUUAGAGUACAUUCCUCAAAGACUGAAAAAUCUGAACGAAAUCAACAAGCUGCUUGCACACCGACCUUGGCUGGUUUCCAAAGAGCACAUUCAGAAACUUGUUAAGACAGGGGAAAAUAAUUGGUCUCUUCCUGAACUGGUUCAUGCUGUGGUCCUUUUGGCACAUUAUCACGCUCUGGCAAGUUUUGUCUUUGGUAGCGGCAUCAACCCAGAGAGAGAUUUUGGUACCUCAAACGGCUACCGGCUCAUAUCAGUUAACAACUUCUGCGUCUGUGAUCUCGCCAAUGACAACAUUGAAAAUGCAUCCCUCAAAAGUAACAGCUUUGGGCUCUCCGAUUCAUUAAGUGAGCUGGAGGCCUUGAUGGACAGAAUGAAGAGGCUGCAAGAGGAGGAGGAGGCUUCCCAAGAAGAAAUGGAUACACGUUUUGAGAAAGAAAAAUCAGAGAGCCUACUAGUUGUUGCCGAAGCAUUUGAUGAUGAAUUAGUUUCCACGGCAGAUGUUUCCUGCUAUGUUGAAGACCCUGGAUUUGGUUACAAAGAUUUUGCAAGACGGGGGGAAGAACAUCUUCCAACGUUUCGAGCCCAGGACUACACCUGGGAAAAUCAUGGAUUCUCCCUUGUGAACAGACUGUAUUCUGAUAUUGGACAUCUCCUGGAUGAGAAAUUCCGGAUGGUCUACAACCUCACCUACAAUACCAUGGCCAGCCAUGAAGAUGUUGACACCACAAUGUUAAGAAGAGCUUUAUUUAAUUAUGUUCACUGUAUGUUUGGCAUCAGAUAUGAUGACUAUGAUUAUGGCGAAGUUAAUCAGUUACUUGAACGGAACCUGAAGAUUUACAUUAAGACAGUGACCUGCUACCCAGAGAGAACAACCAAGCGCAUGUACGACAGCUACUGGCGCCAGUUCAAGCACUCAGAAAAGGUCCACGUGAAUCUUCUUCUCAUGGAGGCUCGCAUGCAGGCUGAACUGCUCUAUGCCCUUCGUGCCAUCACCCGUCACUUGACCUGAUGGGCCAAUGCCGUUGUGUGAACCAACUUCCAAACAAGACAAGCAGUAAAAUGCUGCCUGUGGGGUGGCAUCAAGCUAUUGGAUUCCGUAGUGUUGAAAGCUGAAGCUGUGUGCCUGGCAGCUGUCACCGUGCAAUGAUUUCUCGCUCUUCUCUGUCUGUCUAUAUAUUUCUUGAUGCUUAACUUUACUAGCGAUAGCAAACAUAACACUGUGGAACGCUGCUGCUGAAGUGGGUUCCCAUCAAAGUAUUGCUCGCCAGCCCUAACCCGGUUUGCUAUCUCUGAUACUUUGCUGUUUUUUCUUGCGCUCGGAAUUAAAACUUUUAAAGUAUGUCUUUUUGAGGUUCCAGCUGUCCCACCCAGUCUCUCCUGUAGACAGUAUCCCACACGGGAUUGUCUUUCUCUUCUCCCCCACACCUUCCUUUUAGCUCUUUCUGGGAUAUUCACAUGCCAUUUUCCUAAAUACAGUAUAUGCUAUGUUUUAAGCUGAAUUGCUCAGCUCACUUAUUCUUAUGUAACUCCUAGAAAUGUAGUUCUUCAGCCGUAGUUUGGAGGUCAUGUGAAGUGAAUGCAACUAUUGUGUCUGCCUUUUUGAAGAAUAAUGUGAAAGCAGCUGCUGCAAAGCCUGCGGCACGCUACUGAGACACAACAUUGGAACGCUUUUUUUUUCUGAAUGCAGUGGUUCUUCCCAUAACCAUUUCAACUGUACAGGUCCAGGGAUCGCCUUAUUCUCUUUGGCCUGGGAUUGUCUGCUUUUUGCCCCUCCAAGCGCGUGAGGUCCUUUGCAACCCAAGUCAGCAACUCGGUUAACUUGGCAUAUGGGAAUUUUUUACCAAGUCACUUUAUAACGUUUUAAAGCGUUUAACUGGUUCUUAGAUCAGGCAGCCGUGCAGGGUAUGCAAGUGCAACACACGCUGCCUGACCAAAAGGAAAAAAAACUAUGCACAAGUAUGGGGUUGUUGUUGUUGUUUUUCAAAUGGGAAAGUUUGGGCUUGUGCUAAAGCACACCACUGGCGAGUUGAGACCAGCCCUGUUUCUGCUCUUCAGCUUCUCCAAACCUUGUGCAUCUGAAGCACGGAUUCUCUGUGGCUGCUUCCCUGAACGUUUUAUGUGAUGCUGCCUACUGUUGGGUCCAUCUUGCCCAGCAUCACUGGGUUCUGGUUGGCAGUUGUUCCAUUAGAAUCUCAGGUAGGCAUCUUUAGGGUUGUAACGUGAGAUCCCUUGUAACGUGAGAUCCUUUCACUAGAGAUGCCAAGGACCCCUUCUACAAGCAAAGGAAGUGCUUUCCCAUGAAGUUACAGCUUUUUCCACUGCUGUUUCUUUAAAAAAAUACUACUAUAUAAGAGUAAUUACAAUGGUGUUCAAUUCAAGCUUUAGAAAUUUGAUUCCUGUUGUAUUUCCCUGAGUGGUAGUGUCAGAGCAGGGUUUUUUAUAUAUAUAUUUUAAAGCUAUGAAUCAUGUUUCUGUGUGUUGUCAUGAGUGAACAAAGGAAGUGCAAUAUUUGAGCAGAAAGGCAAGUUUUCCCCAAACUUCCUGCUGAACAGUCCUGUUCAGGAUGGCUGGAGAACAGCUGUUUGUUCCUUCCCAAACCUUGUUAUGACCCUUGGCUUGCUUGCCUUGAACGAUCAGCUACUCUUACAUUGCCAAAGCAUCUAUUAAGUAAAACUGGGGUGGAGCACGGAUCCCCCGUACACUUCUGUGGAGCCUCAGUUCCUUCCAAUGGAGACAACAGUGUGAGUUCUAGGGAAGUGAAUGGCAAAUGUGCCACAAUCACUUUGAGUAGGUGGUUCCCAUUGGCAGCUGGCCUUUUUGAAGAAAAGAUGUGAAUUGCCAAAAAAAAAAAAAAGAUCCUGUCUCUGUGGUGCUUGAGCACACUCUUACAGUUUUAGAGCACAAGAUACCAGUGUUUUUAUAGCUUUAAGUGUGUUGUGUUGAAUUUCAGCAAAGUGCCUGAAUACUGACCCACUGAGACAGUGACUUUUCAGUUAGGGGCUCAUUCCAGGGAACGUUAGUCAUAGCUAAGUCCCACUGAAAUCUAAGCUGCUUUGGCCCAACUGUGACUGGCUUGUCAAAGUCGACAACUUGCCCACUGCCUUUGAGCAGACUUAAUCUACCAAUAAAUCUAAGCACUGACCAAGAUUUUGGCAACAAGAUUCAGUUGUGACUAACUUCUGCUGGACUUGUUUUGGUGUAGACUCCUCCCUCACCCACCCACCUACCCCUUUCCUGGCUUAAGACUGACUUCAGUUUGUUUUUCUGUGCUUUGGAAAUGAACGAAGUGGGUUUUCUUUCAUUCUAAACGAGCAGUAGGAAGCAAUAUAGAAUCAUUUUUUAAAAAGUGAAAGAUUUUCAUAAUGGUUUGUUUUAUAAGAGUGAUUUUGAAAGUCUUUCCAUGUUAAAAAAAAAUACAAAAAUAACCAGACCAGGGUUAUUUUGUUGAACUUUGAAAAACUUAAUUCUUUCCCCUUCUAUUGCUGUUGUGUUAGGAUGUUGUUCUUCCACCCCUCUCCCCCUUUUCAGAUGUUGAAAUGAUUGUUCACUUUCCUAUACAGAGUUUUCUUCUGUAUGUCGAACUGUAAGCUAUUUGUGAUAUCAACGUCCUCUGGGGAUACAUUUACACUACAGGUUUCUAUCAGCUGCAUCAACUGCACUGUUGUGGCUUCUCUUAAAGAAAUCUAGAAAUUCUAAUUUGAGAGCAUUUAGAGUUCUCUGUAAAACUAAUUUUAAAAAAAAAUCUAGUGCUUCCCCCAUCCCCAUCCACCCUAAGCAUUAUCUCCCUCUUGGUGGUACACUUUCUGCAGUUCUGCCCUUAGGAAGGAAUUCGGUUGAAUGGAGACAGCUGUUAAAUUAGACAUGCACUGUGGCAAGAGGGGGGACCAUUCUGUGGGGGAGGCACCGACCACAUACCAACCUAAGCUAAGUUGGCUGCUGCUUGACAAACUUUUCCAGUCCUCCCUCCUUGCAGGUGCAGAUGGCACAGGAAUUUCAUAUUCAAGGAGAGAAGUCAGCUGGUUGUUUUGCUGUGGUAAAAGUCGGGCCCGUGUUCUUCUCUCAGCGUAGGAUUGCUGUGUCCAGAAUCACACUGAACCAGUGGAAGAGUUGAGCACACUUGCAGGAGUCAGUGGCAUUUUUAGUUUUGAGUGGGGUCUGGCUUUGAACUAGAGCCAUGAUGGAGAUGGAGAAGAAGCUGGUGAGGUCUGGUCUCCAGCCACAGAGCAGCAGAGUAACUGCUGGAGACCAAAGGGAGGCAGAAGAGGGGACUGAUGCCUUUUCCUGCAUCUCUCUCUUCUGUGCUCUGUAUCCUCAGUCAAAUUCUCUCCUCUUUGUCGCUAGACAAGAAGGGACAUCGGGAGGAACAGCAAGUGGUGGAAGGUUGAGGCAUCCUUUGUCCUACUACUCUACAGAUAAUCUGGUCUGUCUUAACAGGAAUGGUUACAUAUGUGAUCUGGUUCGUGUUUUGGAUUAUAAGAGCUUUAAUUUUUCUUUCAGGGGCAGGUGGGAUUUUUUUCUUUUUAAUAGAAGCUGGUGUUCUAAAUGCAGAAGCAGUAACAUCUUUCCUUGUAAAAGUUUCCUUUUAUUACAACGGAAGAGUAAUCUCGCCAAGAGGUAAAUACUGUAGGCUUUACAUUUCUAAGACUGUUUACUUUUUCUUUCCUUGGUGAAAUAUCUAACUUCUGGAUUCAUUAGUGGAAGCAAAGACUUGAUUUCACUUGGUGCAUUUGGCGUUCGAGGUUGGAGCCUACUCUUUGAGAAUUAGGGUUUUUCCUUAGAAAUACGAUGUCAAGCCUAAAUGUUACAAAACGUUUUCAAGGUCGUAAGUUAAGACUUGUAUGACUCGGUCAAGUAGAGUGGUUAGAUUUAUAUACUUAAAUAAGUUGGAGUUAUGUCUGUUUUUACAUGCUGAAUGUUCAGAAUAGACAUCCAUUUUUACUUUUUUUUUAAUCUGAUUUAUCGCUUAAGCUCACACAUGUGCCAAACUGUAAAUAUGCGGAAAAAAGGGGGGGGGAGCACAUGUGAAAGAAUCAACUUUUAUGCAUUAAAAUGUAAUACAAUUGUUUGUUGCAUAGGCAGUUUUCUGUUUUGCUUCUGUUACUGUGGCUUUAGUCGUCAGCAGCUGGUGGCCCAAGGACCAAUAUCUGUCCCAUUAUCAGCCAAGGGGAAGGGCAAGUCAGACUGUCACUAGCAACAUCACUCUGGAGAGGAGGGUUGGGGAACCUAUGGCCCUCCAGAUGUUUAUGGACUACAGUUUGCAGCAUUGUGCACGGCUGGCCAUGUAGCUGGAGUUAGAAGUAGCAUCUGAACAACAUCUGGAGAUUCAGACGUUUUCCUCCCUUGUUGUAGAUCUGGGCAGUACAGUAACCUUCCCCAAAUGUGGGGAGGGGAGAAGUUGGGGCUUUGGCUCUAGAUAGGACAUAACGAGGCCCUUAAGCAUUUGCUCAUUUGUUCUGCUGCACUCUUUGGGCAAGAUCUAAAUUGGGCUACUUCAGAAUUUCUCCCCCCCACCUCAGUUUUUAUAAGCUAUACUGAGUUUAUUUGGGGAGGGGGAGAGGUAGGUUCACAAUUGCAGUUGGCCAAGAAAGAAUAUUUGAGAAAGAGGAAAGAAUUAUAACUUGAAUUUUUAAUUCCCAGGCAUAGGAAAUGCUUAUAUGUGGCAAAACCCAGGUACUAAUCCCGGGCAAGAGUUGAGACAAAAUGGAAUGCAAACUCAGCUGCACAAAAGACCUCUUCAGGCUUACUUGGAAGUAACUUCCCCUGCCUAAGCAGGCAUAGGACUGCAGCCCAGAUCCAGUUGUGAUUUUGAGGACAGGGAUGGUGGUGGAAGGGUGCUUGUUUUUUUCCAGCAUCUGUUUUAUUCUUGUUCUCUAGUGAGAUUACUAUCUGGGGAGCUGUGAUGAAAAUUAUCUGUACAGGAAACAGGAUAUAUUCAUAGGCUAAAAGGAAGCAGCUAACCUCUGCAUUAUGAGAACCCAGAUUCUGCAACUGAAACAAGAUGUUCUAAUUCCAUACCUACAUUAAAUAAUGGGCUUCAUUGGACUGCUUUGAUCUUGGGACAGCUGGUACAUCACAUCAGAGGAGAUGCCAAGUUCCAAACUGAACUCUCUGGUGACCUGAAUGUAGCCACGUAGAUUUCCAGACCUCUUGCAUAUUUCUAUUCCACAACUAGACUCAGCUUCCGCUUUGAAAGACUGGAGGACACUCCUGGUUGUUACUGGGCAUCAGACCCACUCAUUCCUCCUGCUGUCUAGGGAAUUCUGGGAGUUGAAGUCCACACACCUUAAAGUUGCCAAGGUUGAAAAACACUGGUCUGUGGAGUGAGGCCAUUUAUAAUCAAAUAAGAUCAAAUAAUAAAUAUUUCUUUAAACCAGCCAAUCACAGUUGGAACACUUCCAUUUGCAAGAAUGAACAAAUUUGCUUUGCAGUGCCAUUUGGUUUUUCAAGUUUUUUUGUAGAAUGGAGGGGGGGUCAUUUUAAUGUAGUGGCUUAUAUAUGCUUUUUUUUUCCCUACAUACAUAAAGAGGCUAGUAGGACUGCUUUUAAAAAGCAUAAAUGCAGGAGAGAUUUAGAUGGAUAUGACUUUUGAUUCAAGAUCUUUUUUUCAAGGACACAGAAAUUUUUAGACUUAUCCUUUGAGCUGAAAAGGGGAAUCCCAGGAAUUCUUUGCUAUCUGUGAACACCAAACAAAUUCAAAGCAAAGUUGCUCAUGAGCUUUUCUGAAGUGCUGUUGCUCAGGUGUCCUUUGAUCAUAAAAGGUGCAGCCUGCUUUCAAAGUGCACACAUUAUGGCAAGGAAUUACCAGGUUUGUCCCUGCAAGGAUUUUGCACAGAACUGCACACAGAUCUUCCACCUUGCCAGAUCAGUGGUGCAUAUAUUUCCCUCUUGAGAAGAUGUCACAAAUGCCAGAGAUUUUUCUGACCAGGCAGAGAAAUCUGUAUGUAGAAGCAGUUCCUUUUUGGGCAGAAGCUGCAUAAUUCUUAGUCUAGGUAAAAAUCUCUUCUCUCUGAGGUUUUUUUUUUUAACCUGCUUUCUGUACAUGCAUGCUCUAGGAUGCUUUGAAAUUACAGUGAUCAGCUCUUUGGGGAAAUGCUGACUGGGGAUGAUGGUAGUUGAAGUCCAACAUGUCCAGAAGGAUACCAGGUGAAGAAAGGUUGACUCAACCUCUGGCAGUGUGUACUGUCUCAUGGUGCGCCAGGGCAGCAUAGAACAAAAAAGGUGGUCAGAUCUAGAUUGCCUUUGCAAUUUGUGCACUUCCCUGUCCAGUUUAACAGCCUCCAAAUGAAGCUGCCCAUUCCCCCAAGGGAGAAAGCAAGGGGUCACGUUUUGAGGCUAAGGGUUGCUCAAAAUAUCUCCCGUUGACAUUAAGAUUUUAACCAGGGAACACCCAAAGCUUAGAUUCCUAUAAAACAGAACUUCAAAAAUAGAACUGCGUUUUAUUUGUUUGUGGACUGAUUGGAACCAUGGAGAGCAACAUAUGAUUCUAUAUAUAACCAAUGUCCACUGGUUGACCUCCUGCACCGUUCAGUUAGGAAGCCCAAAGAGCUUUCCUAGCAAUUUCUCCCCCUUCUUUCAAGUUCACCAUUUAUGAUUUCUGAACAAGUAGCCUGAAUAUAGCAUUUGGAAUGGCGCACUCUUCUAGACCUGACUUGUAUCAGGUUGUGAUUAGGUGAAGACCUGGGACAACUGGUCAGCCAUACAAAGGGAGGGAGGGCCACCCAAACACUUUAUUUCUCCCAUCCCAACCUCUCCCCCAGUAGCCCUGCCAAAUCCUUUCACAUCAAGAUGAAGGUAGGUAUUUCUUUCCAAUUUAAUUUAAAAGGCAAACAAUUGAGUUCACAAAAGGAUAGGAAUGAUCAGGAGGGAUCCUUCAGAAAGUCCUUUUGCUUCUCAGCACCACAUCCCCCAAUGGCCUUACUACAAUCCCAGUGGAUGUGGACCCAGUUAAAAUACGUACCAAAAAUUUCUCAAACAGGCCAUCAGAAUCGUGUUUAAUCUGGACUUUCUGAGGCUUACGCUCUCCAGAUGUAGUGAGACCACAACUCCCAGCAUGUCUAGAGAAUGGCAUCUUAGCACAUCUGGAGAGUGGAAGGCUGGUGUAGUCCUUGAAGUUAUCUGGGACAAAAAGAAAUGGUGUCUGAAUGUAUGCAGAGUGGCCCAAUGAACUAGCUCUGAGAUUGUAGUCCAGUAUGUAGCAUGUAUAAACAUCUAGUUGCACUUAGUGAUUACUCCCAAAAAAAUUGUCAUCACUUUUUUCCUCCUGUUAAAUGUAGUGUAUUUCUAGAAGCUGUGAUAGGCCUUUAUGGUCCUUGACUUCGUUACUGUAACUUUUUUUUUCUUCACAAUUUGUGAAAUAUAGAGCUGCAGCCAGAAGUGAGGUGGGAUUAUGUCCACCUUCAGUUGUGUACUGUGUUAUGGCUGUACGUAGACUAAGCUUAUGUUAUUUAGAAUUUCCACAGCUGUAUUACGUGUGUGUCUAUGGGUUGUGUUUGUGUGUGUUUUGGUCUGUGGGGAGAGAAUGAAGAUGUGUCUAUGGGUUUAAGCUUUUUAGGGUUUGGUGUUUCUUAUUUUGUUUUUGAUAAGUGACUCGGUAACCAUAACCAUUUAAAACUGCCCUUUCCUGUUAAUUUGAGAUCAUGUCUUUAGUAUGGGUAGCAUGAACUUAUGUGUAUGGGAGAGACAAAUUUAUUCACACCACUCUAAACAUGUGGGAAUGGUUGGUUAGCAGUAUAAGGAUCCAGUUAGAGAAUUUAAGUAGCAUUAUCUCUUCAUCCUUGCUCAAAAAUGUUUAGGGAAAAUGCAGGUCAGCAUGAAUUGAUAUCUCAGCUUCUGCUAGCAUUUAAGAGAAACCACAGUACUGGGUGGAAAAUGUCCAAGCGUGAACACCAUAGGAAAGUGGUCCAUUUCCCUUUUCAUCCACUGUCCAAAGUUUAUCCCUCGGAAGGAGAAGAUUUGUUUGUGGGAAGAGCAACACCUCUAUGUAUUUUCAGUUUUUCCUGUAGCCAGCAGUAAGGAAGCGGACAAAAAUCAAAAUACAUCUUUGAUUGAAUACAAGAAUAUAAACAGAUGCUCCAAUAGUGGAUCAUCUGAGUGGGCCAUAUUUGGCCCAUCAGUUGCUUGUAACUGACCAACAGGCUUUUCCACCACAUAGUUUAAUGCCAGUAAAGAGAGAGAGAAUGGGAGGAAUGGAUUUUUUUUGUGUUCAUAUAGUCUUGGAAAACUUUUAUUCUGUUACCUCAGGACAUGUUUGAAGUUAUUCCAGAGCAACACACAGUUGACUGAGGUGUCCCUUUCCUACACUCCAAAAUAUAAAUAUUUUAUCACAGGAAUAACUUAAGCAUUUGUGGGCUUUUGAUUACCCUUAACAACACCAGCAAAAUAAAACUAGCAACACACA